Scylla paramamosain (green mud crab) is the source of this 1067-nucleotide messenger RNA. Its product is annotated as activator of basal transcription 1-like. The record is from RefSeq and is a predicted model, not a curated record. Bases 238 to 1008 code for a protein of 256 amino acids. Gene Ontology annotation, biological process: endonucleolytic cleavage in ITS1 to separate SSU-rRNA from 5.8S rRNA and LSU-rRNA from tricistronic rRNA transcript (SSU-rRNA, 5.8S rRNA, LSU-rRNA); endonucleolytic cleavage in 5'-ETS of tricistronic rRNA transcript (SSU-rRNA, 5.8S rRNA, LSU-rRNA); small-subunit processome assembly. Gene Ontology annotation, cellular component: nucleolus. Gene Ontology annotation, molecular function: RNA binding. Lineage: Eukaryota; Metazoa; Arthropoda; Malacostraca; Decapoda; Portunidae. The transcript has 4 exons.
GAUGAUGAUGGUGGUUGUGCUGGUGGUAGAUGUAAACAAGAGGCCAGCACGUGUUACGCAGGGCACAGGACACCGCUAUAGGACGUCACCAGGCGCAGAGGUCUCAUCGUCACGGCCCUGAAGGAAGGAGAGGAUGAAAAAGAUCAUAUUUGAAAGAUCAACGAGGCUUUAAAUAGGAAGAGGCGGAACAGCAGCAUUUAAAACUGUCCUUCCCCACUCCAGUGCCAUACAGGAGCCAUGGGGGACGCCGCGCCCCUACUGAGUGAGAAUGGCGGGGAGGGCGAGGAAAGGAGGCCCAAGAGACGCAAGCCGGGCAUCGUGUACUUGUCCUCCAUCCCGCCCAACAUGAACGUGGCCAAGAUCAGGCAGUACUUCAGCGCCUAUGGCGAGUUGGGCAGGGUGUUCCUGCAAGCUGUGGAAAAAGACGACAAGAGCAAAGGCGGCAAGGGGAAGAAAUUCAAAAAGAGUCUGCACUUCACGGAGGGGUGGCUGGAGUUUAAGAGCAAGAGGAAGGCCAAGCAGGUUCACGUGUGCCUCAAUAACCAGCCAGUCGGGGGGAAGAGGAAGAACCAUUUUUACGACAUGCUGUGGAACAUUAAAUAUCUGCCCAGGUUCAAGUGGGCAUACCUGAAGCAGCGACUGGAGUACGAGAGGGAGAUGACAAGGCAACGCAUGGGGGCGGAGAUAUCACAGGUCAGGAAGGAGACUGACCACUUCCUCAAGCUCUCAGAGAUCAGCAAGAAGAAGAAGAAGAGGAAGAACCAGGAGACAGGAAAGGAAGGGAAGGAAGGAGAGGUUUCUGAUGCUACCAAGACUGAAAAUAAGGAUAACCUUUUUGUCUUCAAGCAGAAAGAGACCGAAGAGGAGAAACUGAGUAAAAAGGAGGAAAGGAAGAGGAAAAAUGAACUGUUUAAGAAAAGGAUAGCACAGAAGAAGAAAAAGAAGCAGAAGAAGAAAACAGACAAGCCUGAAGAUUUCUUGGGGUCUGUGUUUGUUGGGGCCACUUAAGUAAACCUGUGCUGGCUAGCGUGGCAGUCUUGUGUGUGUAAUAAAAUGAUUGAUAUGAC